GGCUGGGAGCUGCGGGUCCCGGAGUCCCUGCAAGGUUCCCUCUCGCAGCUUCUUUCCCAGCCCAGUCCAACCUCACCAUGGUGGACGCCUUCGUGGGCACCUGGAAGCUAACAGACAGCAAGAAUUUUGAUGACUACCUCAAGUCACUUGGUGUGGGCUUUGCUACCAGGCAGGUGGCUUCCAUGACCAAGCCUACCACAAUCAUCGAGAAGAAAGACAGCACUGUCAUCAUAAAAACACACAGCACCUUCAAGAACACAGAAAUCAGCUUUCAGCUGGGAGUGGAGUUUGAUGAGACAACAGCAGACGACAGGAAGGUCAAGUCCCUUGUGACGCUGGAUGGAGGAAAGCUUGUCCAUGUGCAGAAGUGGGAUGGGCAAGAGACAACACUUGUGCGGGAGCUAAGUGAUGGAAAACUCAUUCUGACACUCACCCACGGCAAUGCAGUGAGCACUCGCACUUACGAGAAAGAGGCAUGACCUCCCGGCGCUGUCACUGACUGCUCCUCUGCCAUCUGGCUAUCCCUCGACUCAGUACCGCAUUGCCUCAUUUUUUUUUUCCUGUGGUAUUUUGUAUAAAUCCACUUUGAUUGGGGAAU
Molecule: messenger RNA, 598 nt
Organism: Castor canadensis (American beaver)
Lineage: Eukaryota; Metazoa; Chordata; Mammalia; Rodentia; Castoridae
Gene: Fabp3
Product: fatty acid binding protein 3
Molecular function (GO): lipid binding
Source: RefSeq, a predicted model, not a curated record